Molecule: messenger RNA, 1836 nt
Organism: Closterium sp. Naga37s-1
Lineage: Eukaryota; Viridiplantae; Streptophyta; Zygnematophyceae; Desmidiales; Closteriaceae
Source: the annotation of a GenBank genome assembly
AUGGAGAAAACCUGGGAGAGUGAGGGUGAGACGGGGGCACCUAGGAGGAAGGGAGGGGGAGAGGGGCGAAGGGAGAAUGGGGCAAAGGGGGAGAGGGACGACGGGGGAAAGGGGCAAAGAGGGAGAGGGGCGAAGGGGGGAUGGGGCGAAGGGGGGAUGGGACGACGGAGGAUGGUGCGAAGGGGGAAUGGGGCGAAGGGGGAGAGGGGCGAAGAGAGAAUGGCGCGAAGGGGGAAUGGAGCGAAGGCGGGGUGGGGUGGGGCGUACCUGGGAGAGCGAGUGGCAGUGGGAGCAACGUUAUUGGGCCUGCGACUGACUGUGGACAAGGCUAUCGCCGAGGAUGCAGAAGUGCCCCCGGACACCGAGAUCCCUGCUGCUGAGAAGGGUAUGGCACGUCGCUUCAGCCCGUCGUGGAAGCAGACGUACUCGUGGCUGACACUGAAGUACAACAAAGAGGAGCGCCUGUAUGGUAUGAAGUGUUCCGUGUGCUGUAAGUUCGCUCCUAACACCAAGUCUCCCUUUGGCGGUGCUGGCGUCGGUGCAAGGGACUUUCAGAAGUCGGCGUGCCGCAACCAUGACCAGUCCAAGGUGCACCUCGCGGCCAUGGAAGCAGAACGACUCGCUGCUGGCACGGAGGUGAGGCAGCGCAGCCUCGUGAACAUGCUCAGCGGCGAUCCAGUCAUGGCGAGGGUCGUCAAAUGCAUGCAAGCAGCUCAGUGGAUUGCGCAGAACGAUGCACCGAUCGCUCUCUACCCCAUGCUGGUGCGGUUCAUGGCGGAGCAAGGAUGCCCCGACAUGAUGAACAGCGAAUCCUACGGGCGUUAUUACUCGCGAUACGCCUUCGGCGAGUUCGUAGAGGCUAUGGCGGAGCAUCUGGUGGCCAGGCAGCUCGUGGACGUCAAAGAGUCGGCCUGGUACAGCCUCUCCUUCGAUGAAUCCACGGAUCGCGCCCGCGGAAAGCACCUCAUCGUGUAUGUCACGUUUGAGAGAGGCGAGGCCGUGGUGUCCCAGUUUCUUGCUCUCCUGUCGCUCGAGCGUUGCGACGCCGCUGCACUGUACGACACGAUCGUGAAGUGCCUGUGGUCGAAGGACAUGUCGAUGGACAAGCUUGUCGGGGUUUCAACGGAUGGUGCAUCCGUCAUGACUGGCUCGAAGAACGGAGUUGUCGCCCUGCUUCGGAAACGUUGCCCGUGGCUGGUGGCGAUUCACUGCGUGGCGCAUAGCUUCAAGUUCCACUACAUGCUUUACCUCCUGGCUGACGUGCUGCAGCUGCUCAACGGACUCAAUCUUGCCUUCCAGAAGCAGACGGUCGACAUCACAGAGGUGAAGAAUCACGUCGACAAGGUGAAGACCAAGCUGUCGCAGUACUACGUCGAGCCCAGCGCAUCCUACGGGCCGAACACCUCUCGCCUGAACAAGUUCCUUGCUGCACACGGCAGCAAGGACAAGCGCAAGAUGGAGCUCAAGGGAGUGGGUGGCGACGGCAAACCUGCAAAAGCCGAGAUCGAGCUCCACGAGGACAUCAUCGACCCUGAAAACCCGGGGGGGGGAUGCGACUUGGAGGCCUGCGUGGACCUGGCGCGGCGUUUCGCUCAGCGCCUGAUUAAGGCGCUGGGGAAGAGGAUGGCGGACCUGCGCCAUUUCGAUGGUGUUGGGUUUUUCACCCCUGAUAAGUAUCCCUUCCGUGCAGGAGAGCAGGACACAUGGCUGCAGCACCAUCUCACCGAGCUCCUGGACAUGUUCAAGAACCAGCUACCUGACUACCCGGUGGACUGGGCAGCGGCCUAUGCCUUGUUUGAGGAUAAGGGGAGGAAGGGGAGGAAGCCUGCCAACUAG